Messenger RNA from Struthio camelus australis, 5497 nucleotides. Lineage: Eukaryota; Metazoa; Chordata; Aves; Struthioniformes; Struthionidae. The record is from RefSeq and is a predicted model, not a curated record.
ACUCGUAUUUGUGAUUACAUCCUCUUUAUGAAUGGGGAAAGAAGUCAGUUUUGUUCUCUGUGACUUAAGUGGGUGAUGGAAGUCCUGAAGUCUGGUCUCAACAAGCCUUUUGCAGAUGAGUAUUCUAGCUAUGGUAGAAGAGGCAGUAACAAGCAGUUUGAAGAUGUAAUUAGAAGAAAGCCUUUCAUAUCAUGAUCAUAACAGGAAUCACUUUAAGUAAAAAAGACCAGGCAAAUGUUUUAGUACUUCCAAUUUACAGAUUAAUUCCUGUGAUCAGAAUCUGAACCGAUGCUGUGAAAUAAUAGAAAUGAACUCCGUGAUUCAAGGGCAGCUCUUCACAAUCCUCAGUGAAACAGCUCGAGAAGGUGGGCAUUAUGCAGGUGUGGAAACAAUAAAAUCUCGUCUCCUGCCAUGGCUUGGGACUUGUUUUUCCAGUGCUACUUCAGGAAGACCCUUUGCAACUAAUCUCUCUCUCACUCAGGAUUCAAUGGAGAAAGAGAGGCAGCUGAGAAAGUUUGCCGGUAGUCAGACUUUUGAACUGCAGGAGCUGCAGAAAGAACUGACUUCUACUCGUCUACAGCUCAGCCAUGUGCAACAAGAUCUGACCGAAACCCAGUUGGCUCUUGAAGACACAAAGGCAAAAUCAGCCACUACUCUUUUGGCAGCAGAAGAUGAAAUUGUUCAGCUAAAAGCAGCUCUGAAGGCUUCCCAUGCCCAGGAGGAGAACGCUCUGAGGAACUUAGAUCGUCUGAAUGACUAUGAGCAGCAGAUUCAAAUACUGAAGGAUGAGAUUUCAAUUUUGGAUGCCCAAAAAUCUGUUCUGCAAAGCAGACUUGCAAGGAGCCGUUCUCCUUCCCCAAGACACAGUCAGAGUAGAUCACCUAGUCCACUUCCCCUGAGGAGCUGCUCACCUGGCCGAGCCAGACUUACAAAUGCUUCGCGUCAUGCCUACCUGGUGGCUCGCUUCGGUGACAUUUAUGCUCAAGAACGCUUGGAUGCAGAGACCCUUCUGAGGACAUACAUCAGCGACAUGGAGAUGGUUCAGAGGAUAAUAUACAUCGCAGCUGUGGAGUCUUUUCAUGCAGCAAAGAUGGCCUACAGGCAUUUCAAAAUGCGUGUAAGAAAAACUCUCUCUCUAGGUCACUCAGGGCCUGAGUCACUUGAAGACACUGUCCUGGAUUAUAUAGUUCGCCAUGAGGAUCUGUAUGAUGUUCAAGCCAGUGUCAAUGAGGUAAUCCGUUCCAUGAACAUCAACCCAAAGAUUUCAUUCCCACCAGAAAUUGAUUUCAUUGUGAUUAGCAGUUUGAUUCGAGAGCUGUGCCGUGUGGCAUUUUCAAUGCAGACACUGAUUCCUCCUCUUGAUAUUGCUUUUGGUACAGAUGGAGAACUUUUCAAUGAGACCAAGUACCGUCGUAGCUUUGACUCUGAUUUCACAGCUCCCUUGGUGGCCUAUCAUGUGUGGCCUGCUCUGAUUGAAAAUGAUAUUGUAAUUGUGAAGGGAGAGGCAGUUACGAAAAGAGGAGCUCUGUGGUCUCACAGGAGCAGAAGUAGAAGCAGAAGCCGCAGCCGUAGCAUGAGUCCUCUUCGAUCUCAUUGUGUAAGCCCCAGCUGAGAGCUAUCUCGAAGCCACAGUUCUUCACCAUUAAGGAGCGGAAGCCCAAGGCUUUAGGUUAACUGGAUAUGUUUCUGUGAUUCAGUACAUCCGGAUCAGUCAACUUCAGUGGUGCCUUCUCCUCUUCCAUGAGUACCUCAGAUCUCACAGUAAUGUGAAUGGCAGUUGUUUGUCGCUCCAAAUGGGGGUGUUAUGUUGUUUUUUCUCAGUGUGUUUUUAUAAUUAUAGAAGGUUUAUUUAUAAUUUCAGAAACUAAUUCACCCCUUUUGAUUUAAAAAAAAAAAAAAACAAAAAGAAUAAGGUACGUAUAAUAUAGGAUCAUACUCAUUUGGCAAAGUUUACAGAGCUCUGAGGAACCCAUGUUGUAAUGUUGCAGCCGUAGAUAGAACGGUUGCAUCUAGGAUGUUUUCCCCAAAUACCAGAGCAUGCAGUUCAUCUUGAUAGGAUGCUUGAUAUGUCCAAAAUUGUAAGUGUUACAGAUGUUGAGAUUAGCUAUUACUUGAAAACAAUUUCAUUCAAUGGUGCUUAUUUACAAUUUUAGGAAACAGUACUAAUCUCAGGAUGUGUGAAUCUCACACAGGAUCAUUUUGAAUAUCUCCUUACGAUAAUCUGAAUUUUCUAACUACAAUGUAGAAGUCACACAGAGCAGCCAUAAGUUGCCAGUAUUUUAUCAAUGCCUAGGACUUUAUUCAUGUUUAUUUAUGAAAGCACGCUACCAGGUGUGUACUUUUAACAAAGCAGUAAUAGUCCUUGUUAAAUGAAUUCUGUUACUUAAGAAAUCAAUAUCCCAAAGAUUUGUAAUUUGGACCUUAAAAUAUUUUGAAAAUGUGUGACUGACUAUUUGCAGGCUUGAAAUAUUUGCUGACGGUGGCCUAACUAUUCAGUAUCAUUUUUAAUGGACAUCACACCAGACUAAUAGAUUAGUAAUUCUUGUGAAUGCGGGCACAAAAACCUGGCCCUUUAUCACUUGCUGUGGGUAUUUAUCACAUUCUAAAUGUAAAAAUUGAAGACCUGAAAACUUUUUCUUCUGACAUUUUUAAAUAUUUUUUUGUUCCACUUGUAAAAGUUGAUUUUAAUAUCAGCAUUUUUGUUUCUAAGAGAACUGACACUGUCUUUCUCUUCGAACCUCAUCUGUAGGGCCAGCCUUAAACACAAGCCACACAAGUGACUGUUUGGGGCCUUGUGCUUUUCCGUAAGAACAUAGGAUUUGUCAUAAUGGAUCUGACCUUUAAUUUACCAAGUCCACUGUCUCGUUCCAGUCAAUAUCUGAUGCUUCAAAGGAAUGCGGAAAUUUCCCCAAAUUCAUCUCUGCAAUUUUGGAAUAUUAACAGUUGGAGGGAGGAAAAAUUCCUUUCUCUCUCCUGUUGCAAUCAUCCUGUGUCCUGGAACAUGACACUUCAUUACUAUUGCUAUAAUGAAAUCAACAAAUACAUAUUUUAUUAGUUCUGAAAUUAUUAACUCUUAAAAUUAAGUUACAUGAACAAAUUCUGUGAUCCCUUUCCAGGGACCUUGUGCUGAUUUACCUGUCUAUUCUCUUUCUCUUUGCUUCUUGUGUGGUUUAAGACUUUGGCAGAAGGCUCUAUAAAUAUCAAGAUCAGAUUUCAGGCAGACUUUUGUACUGGUCCCCAUGAGCCGUCGAGCAACUGAGAAAUUACUUCUACAGGUGUAUUUUCAUUGGAGUUAGGCCUCUUAGUCACCAGAGCAAAAUGAGGUCCUGUAUAUGGAGAGUCAUUCACAGGACUGUUCUGAAUGAACUAAGGGGACACAAAUGAAAGGAGCACCCGUGUAUGUGGUAUGCUUUCUUGUUGUCUAAGCAAGUCGCAAAAGAAAUCUGUUUCCAAAGCAAUCUCUUUCCUCUUCUGAGAGCCUUCCUGUCAGUCACAGCUAUGGGUCUGGGCUUGUGAUAAACCUGCAUAUUUCUGCACUGAUCUCAUGACUAAAACACCACAGUUCUAGAGAAACUGAGCACCUGCAGCUUGUGCUGCAACCAAGGGUAAUUAUGUGUUUUUUAGUAUGAGUUUGAGCAGCAAAAUGAAGAAUCUCUUAGAAUCUCCUAAUUACCAAGGGCUAAAGAGAUACAGGGUUUUUUAUAAUUAGAUAUUUUAUGUUUGACUUCUGCAUGUAAUUACAAGACAUGUCUGUGGUUUUAUUAUUUUGAGGUGAGGUUGUUUCCAUACUAACUGUAAGAAAACUAAAACUAUAUCAAGAAAGUAUGUUUUUCUUGAAAAGUACGACAGCCAGGGUAGACCCAGACUCAUACACCUGUAAUGCCACUAGGAACUAGUAUUCUCCAGCAUCUAAAAAUGCAGUACAAGAUGGAUUCACAGUGCUUGGUGGACCAUCUCAUCUUGCUCCGCAGCAGGCACUAGUUUAUCUAGUAGUCUCAAAGCAAAAGAGGAAGCUAGACAUUGACAGACAAUGACUUGUUCUUGCAGUGAGAAAGUAGCAGUAGGAAUUUCUUGCAUAAUGUUUCAGAGCUGACCGUUUUUAGCAAAGUAAGAAGGCAGUCUCAGUACAGUAACUUAAUUCAUUAGUUAAAGAGUUCUUACUCUUUACACAAUUGUACUUUGCAGCCAGUAAGUAGUCUUUUUAUAGGAAUGUACUGUUUUGUACUAGUUACCCGCAUAGCCUAUUUAUAGCCAGUUAAAUCUAUAGGCCAGACAGAGGAUUGCUUUUAGUGUCAAGUCAGACAUUAAUAGCUCCUGUGCUUCUUUUUAUCCACAUGAUGCCAGUGUAGAGUGUAAAAACUAAUAAAGAUCAGUCUAUAUGAUUGUAUGGACUUAACUGUUGAGUACAAAAGAGCUUUAUAAAAAGGGAUUCCUGUAAUUGCCUGUUAGUUCUGUGAAUGGAGCAUGACUGUGAAAUGGAGGAUUUGAUAUUUUAAUAAGACUUUUAAAAAUGUUAAGUGAGAUCAGUUGUUUCUCCCCCCUGCCCUAAAUUGCAAGCUCGGGUAAUGCCACACUUUUAAAUACAGAAAAGUAGAAUCGUUCCUGUAAGGGUGAACUCUUAUAAGUGACCAAAAAAAAAAUCAGCAAGGCUUAUAUUACAAGAAAAUUGUAGGACACUAUUACUUAUGAUCAAAGUGAUAAUACCAGGGAAAAUAAGGCUACAUUUUGAGCUAAUUUAAACUCUUUAGAGAUGGACUGAUGGCAGUGAGACCGCACAUGAUGUAAAAAAGCACCACAGUUGGGCCAAGGUAUUCAUGUAGGACAGCACAUGUGUUUGCAAGGGCUUUUGUGAUCGCUGAAGAAUUUCUCCUGCACAUCAGCUCUUUGAAGGCUGAUUAUAUGUGGCUCAACUCAAAGGCUAUCCCAGAGCCAGUGUAAAUUUGUGGAUGUUUUACUACCCAUUUCUGGGAAACUGGAUGGCAUCAAAAUGUCGUCAAUCUUCCUCCUUCAGUGUUUGCAACUGAAUAACAUAAAGUACAGACUGCGGAGUUGUGCAGUCAUGCAGAGUUAGCAGAUACCAAGGGCAAAUGGCUCAGCUAAAAUUCCUACUGCAGAAUGAAGACUUGAAUUCAGAAACUAUCUCAGAUUGAUUAUCCCAAAAUCCUGAUAGGAAAGAGAAAGUUGGGGGAAGGAAGCUGGUGGAGCCCUCCCAUUUCAUGUGGGUGGCCAUGAACUGUGGUGCUGUUUCAGUCUUGCAAGAGGCUCUGGAGAUAAACUAACACGUUUGCGAUAAACUGAUGCAAAAAUACUCUACAGCUGAGAGAAAGCAAAUGAGAAGGCCAAAAAUUAUCAAAAUGCUCCCUGGAAAACAUUAUGUCCGUAUGUUCCCCUGGGAUUUGUACCUUUUGAAGUUUACUUUUAUACUGCAUGUAUGUACUGCAAAAGUUUGCUAUUCUGUAAAAGUGCCAUCAAAAUUAAACAGUAUUCUUCAUCUUUA